Messenger RNA from Myxozyma melibiosi, 1789 nucleotides. RefSeq names its product histidine phosphatase superfamily. Gene Ontology annotation, biological process: dephosphorylation. NCBI's taxonomy places the organism in Eukaryota, Fungi, Ascomycota, Lipomycetes, Lipomycetales, Lipomycetaceae. Gene Ontology annotation, molecular function: phosphatase activity. The transcript has 2 exons. The record is from RefSeq and is a predicted model, not a curated record. The coding region runs from base 189 to 1598 and encodes 469 amino acids.
UGUGGUCCGAGAUAUCGGGGUCGGUACGCUGAGCUCUGGCUGUCAGGCGUUCGAGGCGCCCGUCGAGAUUGCUGGUCUAUAAGAGGACUGUUGUCCGGCGAGAGACCAGCCUGAUUCAAUUGCUCUCCUCUCCAAUCGCUCUUCUCUCCUCAUCAACUCGAUUGCUCAUUCUCCAUCAGCUAAUCGCAAUGGCCCUCUCGCACUUCUCGACACUCCUGGCGUGCGCGGCCGCCGUCUCGGCGUACACCUUCGACGGCAUCACACACUACGCGCCCGUCAACAACUCAUUCAACGACCUCGAUGCCGCCUUCUCGUCCUCGUCCGGCACCAACGGCGGAUACUACAACUCGUCGACCGUCGCCGACGUCGACUACGGCGCCUACAACUACUGCAACAUGCCGCACGUCCGCGCGCGCGAGUACAAAGUUCCCACCGGCUACUCGCUCGAGUACCUCGAGGUCAUCCACCGGCACCACAAGCGCACGCCGUACGCGUCCAACCUGUUUCCGAAGGAGGACAUCCCGCUGUCGUGCGACAACACCAAGAUGUUUUUCUACGCCGCGACCAAGAACGGCGUCGAGAGCACGUCGAUCUGGUGGAAGGACUACGUCGACGAGGAUAACCCGAUGAUGUUUGUCGACAACGGCUUCAACUCGACCUGCCAGUUCCCGCAGAUCUCGUACGGCGGCCUGACGGACUCGGCCCAGCACGGGCGGGAUAUCUGGUCUGUCUACGGCGACAAGCUCAAGUUCUUGCCGACCGAGUUCGAUCCCACGACCAUGAGCGUCCGCGUCACAAACAACGAGAUCACGUCGCAGGUCGCGGCGGCGCUCAUCAAGGGCCUGUACCCGGAUUCGUCGGAUUUCGCCGUGUACCAGCAGGUCGCGUCGCAGGACUCGCUCGAGCCGGGAUACUCGUGUUCGUGGGCUGACGACGUGCGCUCGGCGUACCAGGAUACUGAUGCUUGGUACAAGCACAUCAACAUGUCGCAGGACUUGUUUGAUGAGCUUGAUGCGAUCUCUGGUGUUGAUUCUACUGAUGACGACUGGCACUCGUGGUUCGAUCACUACUUUGACAACCUCUCUUCCCGCACCUGCCACCAGCUGCCGCUCCCCUGCAACGUAACCAACUCGUCUCAGUGCGUAACGCAGGAGAUGGCAGAGCAAGUCUUCCGCCUCGGCGACUACGAGUACAACUACAUCUUCCGCCAAGCCGCUAACUCGACCGUCUACGGCGCAACCCACUACGGCGCCUUCAUCGCCGAGCUCGUCGCCCACCUCAAGGGCAAGCUCGACGGCACCCGCUCGUCAAUCUACCGCCACAACGUCGCGCACGACGGCUCGCUUUCCUCGCUGCUCGCCGCGCUGCAGAUCGACUUCCUCCGCUGGCCGGGUAUGGGCUCCGAGGUUGUCUUUGAGCUGUGGCGGAAGGAUAACUCGAGCCAGAACUACAUCCGCGUGCUGUACGGCGGCCAGCCGUUGUCGACGCAGACGCCGAUGGGCGUCUUGGAUAUGGUCGAGGUCGAGACGUUCAUCGCGUACCUCGAGGAUCUGGUCGGCGUCAACGGCGAGAAGGUGUACAAGUACUGCACCAUGUAGUCAACCUGCUUAGAACCCUCUUCUCUAUCAUAAUGAACAAAGUAGAAUACAAUGACAUCUGAUAACUCCGCAGGCUAAGAAAUUAGCGAGAAAUCUAAACCGAUGCACUGACCCUGCGCUGCUCCACACAAAGGUCGACUCACUUUUAGGUCACAUAAAGUCACAUCAAGUCACAGGAUCCCGUUAAUGGA